UACCGUUGCAUCCUGGGACACACCAAGGUAUAUUAGUGCUUACGUGUCUUAUAAAAAGGUGAAAAGAUCUGAGGCCCAAUCACAGCAGGAGUAAUAAGGCGCAAACAAGAAGGAAAGGGUUAAGAAGAUGGUUGUUGGGCAAAACAAAAUUGGAGUCAAGUUUGUUGUUUUGCUUGGUUUAUAUUUGGCAUUGUAUACUGUUGCGUGUGACGCUGUUAAUCCAUGCUGCUCGUUCCCAUGCCAAAAUGGUGCAGUAUGCGUUGAUGACGGUGAUGAAUACACCUGUGACUGUACCAGAACUGGACAUUUUGGAGUUAACUGUGAAAAACCAAACUGGUCGACGUGGUUUUAUUCAUUGAUCGCACCGAGCGAAGAAUCUAAACAUUUCAUUCUUACGCACUUCAAUUGGUUUUGGUGGAUCGUGAACAAUGUUCCGUUCAUUCGAAAUACUGUCAUGAAGGCUGCAUACUUUUCACGUACUGACUUUAUACCAGUACCACAUGUCUACACAAGUUAUCACGAAUAUCCAACAAUGGAAGCACAUUACAACAGAUCUUACUUCGCGAGGACACUGCCUCCUGUACCCAAGAAUUGUCCGACGCCAUUUGGAGUUGCUGGUACAGUUACAACUAUAUACAGGAUGAUAAAUGAUGAAGAGUGGCCGCCAUAUUUAAAAGAUGUGAGCAACUUUACGAUGCAAUACCCACCCGAUACACCGGAAGAUCAAAAGUUUGCCCUUGGUCAUCCUUUCUACAGCAUGCUGCCGGGAUUGUUCAUGUAUGCUACAAUUUGGAUCAGAGAACACAAUCGCGUUUGUACUAUCCUGAUGAAGGAACAUCCAUAUUGGGAAGAUGAAAGACUUUACCAAACUGGCAAACUCAUCAUCACUGGUGAAUUGAUCAAAAUUGUGAUCGAAGAUUACGUCAACCAUUUGGCUAAUUAUAACUUAAAACUUAAAUACAACCCAGAAUUGCUGUUUGACAAAGGCUAUGACUACGACAAUCGAAUACACCUGGAAUUCAAUCAUAUGUAUCAUUGGCAUCCUUUUAGCCCGGAUGAGUUCAUCAUCGAUGGCUCAACUUACACUAUAGACGAAUUUAUGUAUCAUCCAGAGAUCGUAAUCAAACAUGGGAUGAAGUCCUUUGUAGAUUCAAUGUCUAGAGGCUUAUGUGGAAAGGUAAUCAUGCGACAAUUUUUUAUUAAUAUACAACUGAAGGCAAAGUUGCCCUUCCUAAAACGUGAACAUAAAAGCGUUGAUCAGAUGUCACAUCAUAAUCAUGGCAAGUAUACAUUAGAAGUUGGUGUUGAAGUUAUAAAGCAUCAACGUCGACUAAGAAUGCAGUCAUUCAACCAAUAUCGUCAACAUUUUGCAUUGGAACCAUACAAGUCCUUCGAGGAAAUGACUGGUGAUCCCGAGAUGGCUGCUGAGUUGCAAGAGACGUACGGUGAUGUCAACGCUGUUGAUCUUUAUGUUGGUUUCUUCCUUGAGAAGAGCUUAGCUACCUCUCCUUUUGGUAUAACUAUGAUCAACUAUGAUCGCUUUUGGAGCUCCGUACUCACUGCGAGGAUUACUCUCCAAUCCUGUGUCUAGUCCAUCUUACUGGAAACACUCUACAUUUGGUGGGGAAGUUGGUUUUGAUAUUGUAAAAACAGCAAGUCUUGAAAAACUGUUUUGUCAAAACAUCGCUGGCAAAUGCCCUCUGAUUACCUUCACAGUACCCGACGAUAUCGCUCGUGAAACAAGAAAAGCUCUUGCAGCGAAAGAUGAACUUUAGCGAUUUUAAUGCUUUACACUUUAAACAUUAUUCCAAUUUGCAAUCUUUACACAUUUCUGCUGUCAGUUUUUGAUUCGUUCUAGUGAUUUAAUAGUUGUUGCAUGGUAAUAAUAAAGCGGGUCCUCGCACUGGAAAGCAUUAUCGUUUAUAUGUUUAAUUAUGUUUAAUGACCAGCAAUAGCUUUAUUAUAGAAAAGAAACC
Messenger RNA from Dendronephthya gigantea, 1976 nucleotides. RefSeq names its product prostaglandin G/H synthase 2-like. The record is from RefSeq and is a predicted model, not a curated record. Gene Ontology annotation, cellular component: cytoplasm; neuron projection. Gene Ontology annotation, biological process: cyclooxygenase pathway; response to oxidative stress. Gene Ontology annotation, molecular function: prostaglandin-endoperoxide synthase activity; heme binding; peroxidase activity. Lineage: Eukaryota; Metazoa; Cnidaria; Anthozoa; Malacalcyonacea; Nephtheidae. The transcript has 8 exons. Bases 128 to 1591 code for a protein of 487 amino acids.